AAAUACCCACUUAACCCAUUCGUCAUUCCUCACUGUUUCUUCUUCUUCUUCUUAACUUAUCUGCAGAGGCAAUGCACUGUCAGAUGGGGUCGUGGGGAUCAUAUAUGUCGUCAAGAAGCGUGAGUGACCCAUUGGAGCGAGUGGAGAGACUUGCCUCAGAGAACGCGGUUGUGAUCUUCAGCAUCAGCAGUUGUUGUAUGUGUCAUGCCAUCAAGAGGCUCUUCUGUGGGAUGGGUGUUAACCCUGCUGUGCACGAGCUUGACGAGGACCCCAGAGGGAAAGAGAUGGAGAAAGCUCUCAUGAGGCUGCUCGGUACUUCUUCUGCUGUACCCGUCGUCUUCAUCGGUGGGAAGCUCGUUGGGUCCAUGGACAGAGUUAUGGCUUCUCACAUUAAUGGAACUUUGGUCCCGCUCCUCAAGGAGGCUGGAGCUCUCUGGCUCUGAAC
Messenger RNA from Telopea speciosissima, 445 nucleotides. RefSeq names its product glutaredoxin-C5-like. Bases 72 to 443 code for a protein of 123 amino acids. The record is from RefSeq and is a predicted model, not a curated record. Lineage: Eukaryota; Viridiplantae; Streptophyta; Magnoliopsida; Proteales; Proteaceae. The transcript has a single exon.